Molecule: messenger RNA, 1879 nt
Organism: Dimorphilus gyrociliatus
Lineage: Eukaryota; Metazoa; Annelida; Polychaeta; Dinophilidae
Source: the annotation of a GenBank genome assembly
AUAUUAACAGGUAUAGAAGAAGCCUGAGCGACGGAAGCUACCUUUUAUUCUAUUGGCGUUUAUCUAAGCUAAUAAAUUUAUUAUAAAGGUCGUUGCUCAACUAGAUUUGUACACUACCUACACCGUAAAGGUCAGUUAUCGAUGGUGCCCUAGGGUUGUACUUAUAGCCAACCGUUAAAUUACGAUAAGUUGAAAGGCCUAUAUUCAAAAGAGCAAUAAUACCGGAUAAUAAUUCUUGAAGUUUACAAGCGCCACACGCAAUUAUUUUUGAAUACUAUCACUGUAGACUAAUUGUGUGCAUUGUACGAAAUAUAAUGCAGUAUAUAUAUAUAUUAUAUAAAUAUAUACUGCUAUUUGCUGUACUAUGUGAAAUAAUGUUGAAAUACUGUGUAUUAAUUUAAACACAAUGAGGUCUACUCUAUACUUUCGGAGAUGGUCUACACAUACUGCAAAAUGUAUGAUGCGUAAAUAAACAAGGCAUUAAUGGCAUGAUAUUAAGAUUCAGUCUACGCAUAUAAAUGAACUUGAAGUUAGAAAAACGACAACUGAGACGUAAUAGAGUUGUAAAGCGGAAAAUGAAGUUGAUUUUACCAGUAAGAAAAUUCACAAAGAAAAUGAAUCAAAGAAGUAUAAUAGGUCUACACGUCCCACGUUCAUUUUAGAAUUUCAUUUCCACUACCCCUCUACUGGCAAAAGUCCGAUACAAAUUAAUUGUUUAGAUAUAAUAAAUGUAUGCCUACAGAUGGCAGUGUACAACCGUAUUCUUCCCAUGUCGCUUAGGCAACAGUUAAUAUCGUCUGCAAUAAUCUCUCUUAUUGAAUAGGCCUUGGCAGAAAUACUCUUACCUUAGAUGUCUUCAAAUUCAACGGUUAUCCGUCUUCAUGCGGAGGAAAAAAAUGUCGGAUUUGAUCCCAACGAAAGUCUGAUGUCCAAAUGGAGGAAGAGUUAUGAAAGCAAUAGAAGAAGAUCUGUAGCUGUUUCAAAAUACUACUCUUUUGGUUAUUUCUUCUGUAUCUGUUCUGCUGAGUUGUACUGUGCUUUUACUGAAAUUAUACCAUAUUUCUAUUCUCAAUUCGGCUGGGAGUAUGUCUACUUUAUGAAGGUUAUAGCAAUGUUUGUCUUUAUAAAUACUAUUGCCAAUUGGAUGCUCACUGUAUUAACAAAGACUCACGUUCCUCAAGACAACGACAGACCUGAUAGUGUUAAUCUUGCCUGGAAGAAAUACGAAAACUCUACCGACCACUCUGGAGAACAGAUAAUAAACCUUGGAAGCGUCGAUAGAAGUGAUUUGCACUGGACAUUCUGUAAAACCUGUGAAGUUCCGGCGCCCCCUAGAUCUCAUCAUUGUCCUAUCUGCGAACGCUGCAUAUUAAAGAGGGAUCACCACUGUUUCUUAGUUGGAACUUGUAUUGGCUUCUAUAACCAGCGCUUCUUCGUAAUACUUACUUUUUACGUAGCUAUUGCUAGUUUUGUGGGACUAGCCCACAUUGCAGUUUACAUGAAAGAUACUUAUUAUCCAUUUCAUUCGAUCAUUGACUGGUUUUUUCCAGUCACUCUCACACGAUUCGUGAUGGGAGAUGUUAGUCUAAUUCAUACCUUACUUAUGAUUCAGAUAUAUACUUUUUGGUGGUCUGGUCCUGUUUGUCUGGGCUUUUUUUUGUACCAAUUAAUUGCUAUAUAUUACGGCAAAACAGCUUAUGAGCUGGCUAAAACUCGACGACCGAAUAGAAUUCGGUCUCUUAAUCCAAUUUCGUACAAUUUUCAAAGCGUUUUUGGAUCAUUUUGGCCGAUAAAUUUUAUUUUCCCCGCUCAUCCUAUUCUUAAACAAUUAGGUGACGGAAGAAAUUGGCCAGGAGUUAAAAUUAAAUAUGACGUUUAA